This is a messenger RNA of Cyclocybe aegerita, 708 nucleotides long. Lineage: Eukaryota; Fungi; Basidiomycota; Agaricomycetes; Agaricales; Hemipholiotaceae. The record is from the annotation of a GenBank genome assembly.
AUGGUUCAACUUACCACCGCCAUUCUUGCUGCCACCGCUGUGGCCCCUGCGUUCUCUGCUCCAACGCCGUUCGAGCAGGAAGCCGCCCUCGACGCCCGCGACCCCAAAUUCAGCUUCGGCAAGCUCCUCAAAGGUGCAGGCAAGGUUGUCAAGACCUUCAUCUGUGAGGAAGAGCCCUCACUCGAGGCCCGCGACUAUGACAACGUCAUGGACCUUGAUGCCUGCAACCCCAAGUUCUCCUUUGGCAAGAUCCUCAGAGGUGCUGGGAAGGUCGCCAGCCACUUCAUCCACGAGGACACAGAUGGAAACCUGUACUACGUUUGCGAACUUGACGGCGAGGACCUCGAUGCUCAUGACCCCAAGUCCUCCUUUGGCAAGAUAUUGAGAGGAGCUGGAAAGGUCGCUAGCCACUUUAUUUGCAAGGAUGAGCUUGAAGAGCUGGCAGUGCACGAUCUAAAGUUUUCCUUCCGAAAGAUUAUCAGAGGUGCCAGGAAGGUCGCCAGCCACUUCAUUCGCGAGGACACAGACGGAAACCUCUACUACGUCCGAGAACUCGAUGGCGAGGACCUCGACGCCCGCGACCCCAAGUUCUCCUUUGGUAAGAUACUGAGAGGAGCUGGAAAGGUCGCUAGCCACUUCAUCCGUGAGGACGAGGGCGAGAUGUAUGCACGAGAAUUCAGCUACCCCGAGUACAAUGAGCUUGAUUAA